Brienomyrus brachyistius is the source of this 5693-nucleotide messenger RNA. RefSeq names its product matrin 3-like 1.2 (gene matr3l1.2). Gene Ontology annotation, molecular function: zinc ion binding; RNA binding. Gene Ontology annotation, cellular component: nucleus. Bases 1761 to 5216 code for a protein of 1151 amino acids. Lineage: Eukaryota; Metazoa; Chordata; Actinopteri; Osteoglossiformes; Mormyridae. The transcript is spliced from 20 exons. The record is from RefSeq and is a predicted model, not a curated record.
UCACUCCGGAAGUGAAGACAUUUUCUUCACUAAAGGCUCAGAUUCACGCCGUGAGCGAUAAGGUAAGGAGAAGGAAUAUCGGAAAAUACCACACAAAAUGCAUAGCGAGGAAUGCCCAAGGUAACACAGGCGGGGCUUUUAUAAUGUCCCACGUUACAUUUUCUUAUCAUUUAGCGUUCGUGAAACUGAAAUUCACUAGAGACGAAGCAGCACUUGUUUGUAUGCGAGACUUCUCGCGCCACUGUUACCUGGCAACGUUGGUUAGCCGAGUGGCUAAGCUUGUUUAUUCAACCGAGCCAUUAAACCCAGUGCUGCCCUCUGCGUAAACCUAAAAUACGGUAACGACUCGUUAAAAUUCCCUGUGGCUUUUUAGUUAUUAUUAUUUCUGCAUUCAGCGCGCGGCAAUCUGAGUCACGCGCCUUUAGCACGUCUCGGUAGUCUGCUAACGGAGUUAGCAUUAGCCGGUAAAAUUUCACUUUCCAUUUUAAGCCGUCGUGGAUAUGCAGUGUUUGUUUACCAUGUAUUUACAUGGAUUGAAUACUUUACUGUAAUUAAUUCGUAUAAACAAUUACAGUAAACAGUAAGCCUUAUAAAUGGUAGGCAACACCUGAACAGUGUAUAAAAUAUUUGUGUGUGUGUGUGUGUGUGAGAGAGAGAGAGAGAGAGAGAGAGAGAGAGAGAGAGAGAGAGAGUAAUAUGUAUGUACUACGUAUGUUUAACUCAUCCUUAUUCGUCCACAAUUGACCAAAACGCAUACACCGCCCUGCCUCGGCCCGACAUCGUGGACUGAGUGCUUGGGCGUUUUUUCCACUGUCAGCGCCUUAAUAGAUACGGUGCCAUCCUCAAUAAUAUUGCUAAAAUAAUUACGAAAGCUUUUUACUUUCUAGCAAAGCCUUUCAGAUGGUGGUAUUUUGAUCCACAGCCUUGCUUCCUUUGGUGUAAUUUCUGCUUUGUUUUGGGGGGGUAUGCGGUUACUGUACUUCUGGUUGACUCCCGUUCUCCUUCAUGAAGCUCCUCUCCAUUAUAUUCUUAGAACAUUUAGCCCCAUAAGAAAUGCCACACUUUACAGUUCUUUUUGGGGAUUUCUUACUGUUUUACUGGUAAAUUGUUUUCAGUCUUCUUGCUUGAAUGUCAUUUUGCUUAAGAGUUGUCAUCUAAUGUCCCAUGUCUUUAAAAAUCGCUAAUGCAGUUGUCCUUUACAUGAUUAGGUAAUCAUUCAUUUGGGAUAUUAUACUCUGUCUUCUGCAUUUCCUCAACCCUUUGAAUGAUAUCUACAGCCAUUUGAAUGGCAAUCUCCUGUAGCCUUCUCCCGACUCUGCGUUAGAUCCGUUCAGAGCUUUGGCGUUGUCCCUCCCGUUUUGUUUCAGUGUGAUGGUCAUAUGCCAGUGAUUGCUGAAUUCCAGAUAGUUGAAUGUGUGCUACUUCACAGAGCGACACUCGACUUGAAAUCAUCCUGGUCGACAUUCAUGAGCUGUUCUUAGCUAGCACUGGAUGUGUGCUAUGGAGUGUAUGCCAGGUCUAAAUGCUGAAUGGUUGUGUUUCUGCAGAGAUAUUGCAUACCAUCACAGAAGAGGAGUAUCCCUUUCACUAAGUUGACUUUAUCUUUUGGUCUUAAAAGUUGGCUUAUCCACUGACUUCAUCCUCAACACUUUGAGACUUUUUUUUUGUAUUUUUUUUUUUUUGAGCCUGUGGCUGUGUUUCUUUCUUGGGCCUGUGUCUCCUCCCACCUUGCAGAGUCAUCCUCCAGCCUUUGUGAGGCAAUGUCCCAGAAGGUUCCUUCUGAUGGAGUGCAGAAAGGCUUUGCUGUGGGACGGGGGCUCCUGGCCGCGGCCGAGACCCUUAACUUCAGCAUGAGCGAGCGCCGCUCUGAUGGCCUCUACGGCAUGCCCUCCCGGCCCUCUUAUGGCAUGGCAUCGGCACUUGGUGGUGGGGAGGGUAAGGACCGUGAUGCACCGAUGUCGCGUGGCCACAGCGGUGGGGGGGGCGGAGUUGGUGGAGGCAGUAGUGGUGGUGGCAGCCACCUUAGCAGCACCAUGAAGCUCUUUAACAGCCUGGGGCUCUCGCCCACCGACGUGGACGCGCUGUCACAGAUCCCCGAGGAGAACAUCAGUGUGGAGACCUUGCCGCAUCUUAUCAUGCAGCUGAAGAGCCGCAAAGCAGAGGCCGGUCGCCGCAUGGGGGGCAGUGACCCCCGGGACUUGCCAUCCCUCUCCCCUGAACGCUCAUACAGGCCAAGCCGGGAUGACUGGGAGGACGUCCGGGGAGGCCGCAUGGGUGGUUCUGGAGGACAGGGCCUGGGGCAUGGCCAGCAGGUUGACUACGGCUACAACUCCAUGCAGGAAGGCCCAUCUAGGGGCUACGAUCGCAUAGACUAUGGUGAGAGCAGCGGCGGAGGGGGCAGGGACCGGCCGUAUUCCGAGCUUUCCCGCGAUCGCUACGGUGACCUCGGCUUGGGAUCCUCAUCCUCGUCUAACAGCUUUAUGCCGCGACGGACCGGCGCCCCCUCCCACGGCAAAGUGCAGGACUUCUUGGGAGUCAUGCCCCAAAUGUUCCCACACGUGUGCUCUCUUUGUGACUUUGACGUGCACUCCACCAUGGAAUGGACUCAGCACACAAAUGGACUGCGACACAGUGAAAACCGUAGGAUCCUCCUGCAAGUGUAUCCAGACUGGCGACCACAAGAGGCCUCAAGUAGAGUGUCAGGGUCACUCCUGCUGGAAACAACCAACCGUUCAGAUGGAAUUCUGGGUCCGGCUCCCCUUGUCCAGGGUCCACAUAGAGGCGGGAUGAACUCCAACUGGGGUCCUGGAUCGAUGAACCAAGGACAGGGACUUUUACCCCCACCUAAGAUACGGAGCAGAGUCGUGGUGGCCAAGUACGAGCGGAAACCUCUGACGCUGAACAGCUUGCUGGUGCUGGCACAGCCCUUCGGGACCGUCUGCGAGCACCUGGUGCUGAAGAACAAGGCCUUCAUGGAGAUGCAGACUCACGAGGAGGCCGUGGCCAUGGUCACCUUCUACCAACGCAAGCCGGCCGUGAUGCACGGGAAGGAGAUAACCUUCUACCUUUCUCGGGAGCUGGUGGUGAUCGAGAAAGGCAACAGGCCUGACAAAGACCCCAGGGAUGUGAAGGGCAAGGCCAGCCAGGUGGUUUUCUUCUCCAACCUGCCCAGGGAGAGAGAGAAGAAAUCUGAGCUGUUAACUCUGGCACGGCGAUUUGGCACGGUGGAGAAAUACCUGUUCUUGAGCGAAGAGGCGUUUGUGCAGCUGGGUACCCCUGAAGAUGCUGAAAUGAUGGUGAAGUAUUAUACUCUACACCCAUUGACCAUCAGAGGCAGGAGCAUCAGGCUAAACAUCUGCACGAAAUAUAAGACCUUGAUAGUGAACCCCUCCAGGAACAUGGACAGACAGGACUUCAGCAGGAGGAGCGGCGUUGGCUCGGGCACCAGAAGCUACUCGAAGAGCCAGAAAUCGCCAUCUUCUGGGGACAGGGUUGCCCGAAGCAAGGAGCAGUCGGCAUCCAAGGACGAGGAGCUAAAGGCUGACGACGCUGCCAUGCCAGAGGGCGGUGAGGGUUCCGGAGACGAGGUGGCUGGUGUGAUAGAGGCCGAUGACAUGGAGGAAGGUGACCACGAGGAAGCUGGCGAUGAGCAGGAAAUGGUUGCUGAGAUGGACCUGGACCAGCCCGAGCCUCCCUCGGAGGCCGGGGCCCAGAUGGAAGAAGAGCCCCCUCCCCAGGCCACGGAUGCCGGCAUGGGGACGGAGCAAGCUGGCGACGUGGGGUCCUUGGACGCGUCUACCGGAGCUGCCUCGGAGCCAUUGGGACAGGAGGAGCAGGUGGAACAUGCAGAGGCUUCCCCUGAGGAGGAGGCUGAGGUCAAAGGUGAUUCACUGCUGGCAGAACCUUCUGGAAGCUUGGAGCCUCAAGGGGAGGAGCCGAUGCCAGAUCAGGACGUCCCAAAUGAGCAGGACUUCCCCGAGAACAUGGAUGACUUUGUGACUCUGGAUGAGGUGGCAGAGGAGGAGGAUAGUGACACCCAGAUGAAAUCGGGGGACACGCCUACAGGAAGCUCAGGCAGAAGUGGGGGGCUGAGGGUCGUCAACGUGGUUGGGUUCAAACGUGGCUACAACUUCCUCGAUGAAAUCCUUAUGCUGGCUAAACCUUUUGGGAAAGUGGUUCGACAUUUGGUGCUGAAAGUGAGACCAGAGGCUUUCUUGGAACUGUCUUCGGAAGAGGAAGCAAGAGCGAUGGUCGACUUUUACAGCGGUAAUGUGACGCCGAUGGUGUGCGGGAAAGCCGUCAAGAUCUACCACUCACAGACCUACGCCACGAUCCAGAACGGACGGGUCAUCUAUGUAGGCCAGCUCCCACCCUUCCAAACGUCAGAUGCCUCGCUCCUGAAAAUUGCCGAGCCCUUUGGGAAAGUGAGACGUUAUUUCCUCAACCGAAUCCGCAACGAGUGUUUUAUUGAAAUGAAACGAGAUGAGGAUGCAGAGAGAAUGGCCAGUGCUUACAAGGACAAUCCACCGAAAUUUCAUGGAAAGCGGUUGACCGUGUAUUUGAGUCGGAAGUACAAGCAGCUUAAACACGGAUACAGACCACCAAAACCAGACUCUGACGAGGAGAGACCCCUGAAGCGGGAGUGGUCAGAGGAGAAGGAGGACGCUUCUCCGAAGCCCAAGAUCAAGAAGGAAGAGGAGCCCCCAGCCAAGAAGGCAUGUGUGCGGGCAGAGUCGCCCCCUGCAGAAAAGCCUGGUUCCCCUGAUGAAGACCAACCCCAGCAGGAGGGAGAGAAACAGCAAGAUGAGGAGGGUCAGGGAGGUAGCACUGAGGCCCCCAGUGACCAGAAGACUGAUGAUUCUGAGCCGCAAGCUGGCCAGGCCUCUGCUGCAGCAGACAGCCAGAAGGAUGCCCAGGAGGAGUGUAAAGGUGACGGCGCAGACACUGCGCCUUCGAAUGGAGUGAGUGAGAAAGGUGUUGAAAAGGAGGAUCCCUGCACCAAGACACAGGCCGAGAAAAGUGUACCGGAGCCCCUGGGGCCAUACCAGCCCAACAAUCCCGUGGGUGUGGAGUACGUGAAGAUGGGGUACUACUGCAGAGUGUGUUUUCUCUUCUACUCCAACGAGGAGACUGCCAAGAAGGUGCACUGCAGCAGCUUAUCCCAUUAUGAGAAACUCAAGAAAUACCUCAGUAGAGAGAAGACCAAAGCUCAGUGAGCAACAAGCGGUUCACUCUGCUAAAGUGUUGCUGCAUGACUGGUAUCUAAUUUUAGUUUGGAGGUGACGUUGUACUGCUCUGGCUUUUAUGUGGCUUACGGCUCCUCUGGAUUUUGAUAGCGGGGGUAGAUAGGGGGAUUGGGGGUUUUUCCAAAGGAAUAUAUAAAUAUAUAUAUAACUUUUUGUAAUGCUUCAAUUUUUUUUUUUUUGUGCUGUAGUAUUACUAUCCUGUUUUGUUGGUAUUAUUUGAGUAGUAUGUACGUUUUAGUAUGUUUGAACUGACAGGAUUUUUUUUUUGACAAUAGUGCUAAAGAUCUUAUGAGUAUGCUAUUGUGGGUUGCCAGGUCACAUCAGUUUUGAACACUUCUCCCUUCAUCCGCCUUCCCCUUUUGAGAAUAAGUGCCAUUAAAAUAUACUUGUACUACCUUAAAUGAUGUUAGACUAUCCUUUUUAAUUAAUAAAUUGAGUUAAAUACUG